AUGAUGCUCAGCCCUCGGCACGGGGAGGGUGCGGCCGGGAGCUGCGGGACCAGCACGGCGGGCAGAGCAUCCCUCUCCCCGGACACCCCGGGAGCCCGGGGCUCCUCGGAAGCUCCAAGCACCGACGAGCAGGAGGAGCCGCUGGGGUUUGCUUCUGGAGAUUCCAAGCUCAUCUGCAGCGAGGAUGACAAGGAACAUUUUCAAUUCAAAGACAUCAGGGAUGGGUUCAGCUCGACCUUUGAGAAGAUUGUAGAGUCUGACCUUAUGAAGGGUACAUACUACAGCAGCUUGGACUCUUUGGAUGUCCUCUCCCUCACGGACGAGACAGACAGCUGUGUCAGUUUUGAGGCCCCACUCACCCCGUUGAUCCAGCAAAGGGUCAAGGAAAGCCCUGAGCUCUUGGAGCAGAAACUCGUAGCCCACCAGAGAGAAGCUCUUCAUCACAUGGCUGCUGAUAAGCAAGAGCAGGCAGCAGUAAAACCAGCAGAGGGGGAUUCUGGAAGCCCUCUCAGGCACUCUAUUACCAGCAGCAGGUCGGAAAACGUGCUGAGCCGGUUGUCCUUGAAGAGCAUCCCAAAUGGGUUCCACGUGGAAGGGUCAGAGGAAGAUGCCACCAAGAUCAUUAAUUCCAUCAGCGACGCCAGCUUGAAAGAGACACUGUCAGACUCCGACUCUGACAUGGGCAGCACGGAGCAGCUGGACCAGGGCAGCACAGACACCUUGGCCAAUGGCUGCAGGGUGGACAGCGAGGCUGCCAAGAGGCUGGCCAAGCGCCUCUACCGCCUGGAGGGCUUCAAGCGCUGCGACGUGGCACGUCAGCUCGGGAAGAAUAACGAAUUUAGCAAGUUGGUAGCAGAGGAGUAUCUCAGCUUCUUUGACUUCACUGGCCUGACCCUUGACAAAGCACUCAGGACGUUCCUGAGGGCGUUCCCGCUGAUGGGAGAGACGCAGGAGCGGGAGCGGGUGCUGAUCCACUUCUCGCGCCGGUUCUGCCAGUGCAACCCAGAGGAGAGCACGUCCCAAGAUGGGAUCCACACGCUCACCUGUGCCCUGAUGCUGCUGAACACAGACCUGCACGGCCAUAACAUUGGGAAAAAGAUGUCGUGUCAACAGUUCAUAGCAAACCUGGAUGGGCUGAAUGAUGGGAAGGACUUUGCAAAGGAUUUGCUGAAGACACUAUAUAACUCCAUCAAGAAUGAGAAGCUGGAGUGGGCCAUUGAUGAGGACGAGUUGAGGAAAUCCCUCUCGGAGCUGGUGGACGACAAAAUCGGAGCCAGUGCGAAGAAGGUGACAAGGAUUGUUGACAGCAGCAACCCCUUCCUGGACAUCCCCCAGGCUCUGAAUGCCAUCACCUACAAGCACGGUGUCCUCACACGUAAAACCCACGCAGACAUGGAUGGGAAGAGAACUCCCAGAGGAAGAAGAGGUUGGAAGAAAUUUUAUGCUGUGCUUAAAGGGACCAUCCUUUAUUUACAAAAGGAUGAAUAUAAACCUGACAAAGACCUCUCUGAAGUGGAUUUAAAAAAUGCCAUCCGUGUGCACCACGCCUUAGCCACAAAAGCCUCUGACUACAGCAAGAAGUCCAACGUGCUCAAGCUGAAGACAGCUGACUGGAGAGUCUUCCUUUUCCAGGCCCCAAGUAAGGAAGAAAUGCUUUCCUGGAUCCUGCGAAUCAACCUUGUUGCUGCCAUCUUCUCUGCCCCAGCCUUCCCAGCUGCCAUCUGCUCCAUGAAGAAGUUCUGCCGCCCACUCCUGCCCUCCUCCAUGACCAAGCUAUGCCAGGAGGAACAGCUGAGGUCUCAUGAAAAUAAAAUGAAGCAGAUUGCAGACGAAUUAGCAGAGCAUAAAUUACAUCCUGUAGAGAAGAGCCUCAAGUCAAAAGAGGCUGAGGAAUACAGACUCAAAGAACAUUACCUAAUAUUUGAGAAGAGUCGCUAUGAGACAUACAUCAACCUGCUGUGCAUGAAGAUAAAAGUUGGGACAGAUGACCUGGAAAGAAUUGAAACCAGUUUCUUCAAGGUGGAGGCUGAUGAUGUUGCUUUGCGGAAGACACACUCAAGCCCUUCCUUGAGCCAAGGGCACAUGUCCAUCAGCUGUAAGGUGGAAAAGGACAUUUUAGAUCAGAACACCUAA
Messenger RNA from Chaetura pelagica (chimney swift), 2133 nucleotides. It is a transcript of the gene PSD2, whose product is annotated as pleckstrin and Sec7 domain containing 2. The record is from RefSeq and is a predicted model, not a curated record. Gene Ontology annotation, biological process: regulation of ARF protein signal transduction. NCBI's taxonomy places the organism in Eukaryota, Metazoa, Chordata, Aves, Apodiformes, Apodidae. Bases 1 to 2133 code for a protein of 710 amino acids. Gene Ontology annotation, molecular function: protein binding; phospholipid binding; guanyl-nucleotide exchange factor activity. The transcript has 14 exons.